AUGACUUAUUAUACUGUUGAUGAGAUGCUUGAUAUUUUUAGGAAUAAUGAAACAACAAUGCACCAAGAGCGCUUGAAAAACGAAGCUGCAGUUAUGCGUAUGUACGCUGAUGCAACAAAACAAAAAAAAUUCAAGAAAGGCUCGCAUGGAUCUAAAGACAAUUUACUAACAUUUCACCAAAGCGAUAGCAACGCUUUUGUUCUCAGUCAUUUAAGGAAAAACGCAGGAGAUGACAAAGAUCCAAUCAGAGACAUCAACUUAGAACUUAAUAUUAUCAAACCACAAAAAAUUAACGAGUCUGUUGAUAAAUUGUGCAAGUUUGAUCUCUCUAUGGUGCUUGAUUGCUUGAUUCAAAAGGCUUUUCACGCUGUUCAAAAUCCGGAACAACCUUCGAGCUUGAUUCCAGUCCAAAUUGAAUUAUUCCACAAAUUAUUAGCAAAAGAUAGCAUUUUUAAGACAUUUCCUGUUGAAUUAUAUAUAAAAUACGUCGAACUCCUCUCACAGCCGAAUUAUAGGGAUAACUGCAAGACAGUGUUAGUGUACUUAUCACAUUUAUUCGUCACUCAUGUCAUUUCGAGGAAAGAUUACGGUACAAUUUUAUAUCAACUUUGUUCUUACCCUACAUUACAAUAUGGACUUGAAUUAAUGGUCUCCGCGCUCACUAUUUCAGGUAAGUAUAUUGAUUCCCACAGAUUGAAAGAGUUUUUCUACUUUUAUCGAUACAUGAACAUGAAUUUACAGAACGUACCGUCAUAUACGCAGUACCUCAUUAACGAGCUCUUAUUUAUUCGCUACAAGGGCUGGUCUGACAAUGAAGAACUCAAAAUUAUUCCAGGAAAAUUCGAAAGUGUUCCAAAACCAGUGGAAUCAAUCAUUCCUCAAGCAGAGAAGCUCAUAGAAGAAAGGAAACAGAACGAAGCUCAGCAAAUUGCAGAGAAACAGUCUGCUUCUGCAAAUAAUUCGAAACUUACCAUAAAUCCACAGAAUUUAUCACAGAGCCAAAGCGAGAACGACAUUUCUCAGCAAGAUACACCUCAAAACCAGGAAGAUGAGCAACAAAUUUCAUCUGAUACUCAAUCAAUCGAAGAACCACAACAGAAUGACAAUGAACAACCAAACAAAGAACCACAGCCACAAAAUGAUGAACAAAUAGCCGAUAACAUUGAAGAUUUUGUUGAAAAAUCUUUUAACAACUGGUUAGAUUCAGGAGAACUCGCAGAUUUUACCAAAUUUGAUAUUGACCUUGUUAUAUCUACAACAUUACGUCUUUUCAAUCUAUUUAACAAUGAAAUUUCAGACUAUUCUGAUUUUAUUUCAAAAGUUUAUUAUCAAAUUGUUCCAAACAGAGAGGAUGCCAUCUACCAUAUCAUGUCAAACCUCUACGUCAUCAAAGAGCUUGCAGAUAACAAUGAAAAUUCUUUUGAAAUUUAUGAUAACCUCGGAAUGACACUUUUCAACUUGGCUCAUAUAAAAGACUAUAUAGGAGUAUACGAUGCGUAUGAUAUCCUUUCAAACGAAGUAAUUCCUAGAGAUAUCGGACUUAAUAUUAAAUAUAGCAUCUCGCAAAGCAUCAGAACAAUCUACGAUUAUGAGAUUCUUGAUGUCCCUGAGGGUGAUGAGGAUAAAAUCAAACAGAUUGCCCUUGAUGUUGUAAUUAAUGUUAAUUUCAACACACAAGAGAUGAUUACGGACAAAUUAAUCGAGGACACAAAUAACUUGCAACCACUUGCCUGCUUUAUUUUCUUCAAAUCUAUGUUCAUUAAUGGAUUUUAUGAUAGAACCCUCUUAGAUAACAAAGAACUAACAGAUUUAUUGGCUAUGACCAACAUGACAUUCAUGGGUGAGUUGGAUGCAAUAGUUGCAGAGGUUUCAAAUGCAAUUCCUGAAAUUUCUAAUGAUCCGGAAUAUAAGAAACUCUUUUAUAUAAAAUUGAAUUAA
This is a messenger RNA of Trichomonas vaginalis G3, 1938 nucleotides long. Its product is annotated as armadillo (ARM) repeat-containing protein family. Lineage: Eukaryota; Parabasalia; Trichomonadida; Trichomonadidae. Bases 1 to 1938 code for a protein of 645 amino acids. The transcript has a single exon. The record is from RefSeq and is a predicted model, not a curated record.